Messenger RNA from Cannabis sativa, 2310 nucleotides. RefSeq names its product putative disease resistance protein RGA4. The coding region runs from base 1 to 2310 and encodes 769 amino acids. The record is from RefSeq and is a predicted model, not a curated record. NCBI's taxonomy places the organism in Eukaryota, Viridiplantae, Streptophyta, Magnoliopsida, Rosales, Cannabaceae. Gene Ontology annotation, molecular function: ADP binding. The transcript has a single exon. Gene Ontology annotation, biological process: defense response to other organism.
AUGACUGAGAUUGGACAAGGAAUUGCAAAAAGAUGCCGCGGAAUCCCUUUCCUCAUAACAGCAAUAGGAAGCUUAUUGCGUAUUAAGAAAACAAAACAAGAGUGGAAAUCGUUUUUCCAUGAGUUUUCAAUGAUAAUAGAGACUGAAAAUAAUGCUUUGGCAAUUCUUCAGUUGAGCUAUGAUCAUUUACCAUUUGCUUUGAAAGAUUGUUUUGCUUAUUGUGCAAUUUUCCCAAAAGAUUAUGAGAUUGAUGUAGACACACUCAUAACUUUGUGGAUGUCACAGGGGUUUAUUGUUAUUACAGAGUCAGAUCAAGAUCAGGACAAUAAUGAACAACAAGAUCUUGAGAGAUUGGGUUAUAAGUAUUUUGUUGAUUUACAUGGAAGAUGUUUCUUUCAUGAAAUUGAGCAAGAUGAGUUGGGUUACAUAAAAAAAUGCAGAAUGCCUAACUUAAUGCAUGAUCUUGCUAAGCAAAUAGCUGGGAAAGCUUAUGCUACUUUAAUCUUAAAGGAAGAUAGCAUUGAUGAUGCAACACUUGUUCGACAUGUAUCAUUUGAUUUUCAUUUAGAUUCAUCAUGGCAGAUUUCAAUCCCAUCUUCGGACUUGAAAAGGAUUCGAAGUCUGUUUUUGCCUUGGCAAUAUCAGCGGGCAAUUGAAGGCGGAUCAAGUCAGUCUAUUUGUGAUGUAAUUCCAAAAUUCGAGUGGCUUCGAAUGUUGGAUUUGCAUAACACAGGCAUCAAGAAAUUACCUGAUUCUAUUAGUGAGUUGAAGCUUUUGUGUUAUUUGGAUCUGUCUCAAAAUGGUGAUAUCAAGGCAUUGCCAAAGUCUAUUUGUGGGCUAUAUUUUCUGCAGACUUUGAAACUCAACCAUUGCAGUAAUCUUCAAACACUUCCCAGAGGCAUUACGAGGUUAUUUAAUCUGAGACAUCUCGAAAACAAGUCAUGUCAUUGUUUAACUCAGAUGCCAAGAGGACUAAGUCAACUAUCAAAUCUUCGAACAUUGUCAGAAUUCGGGCUGAGUAAGGACAACCCCUCAAAGCCAAAAGGAAAGCUCGACGAACUAAGUUGUCUAAACUACUUGAGAGGAGAGAUCAAAAUAAAAAAUUUGAGAAAUCCCAAAGAUGAUAAGACAGCAGCAGCAAACAUGAAAGGGAAAAAAGAUGUUUUAUCUUUGAUUUUGAUUUGGGAUAUUAACUCUUCUGUUAAUGAAGCUGAUUGUGAAGAAGCACUAGAAGAUCUUGAGCCACAUCCAAACUUGAGAGAGCUGUCAAUAUCUACUUAUGGUGGUAGCAAGUUUUCGAGUUGGCUUCCAUUGCUUAAAAAUCUAGUGAAAUUAUCAAUAUCGAGAUGCAACAGAUGCCAUUGCCUACCGCGGCUGGAUCAGUUGACUAAUCUUCAAGUAUUGGUAGUAGAUGAGUUGAUGAAUCUGGAAUACAUUAUGGAUGAAACAUCAACAAAAACAACAUUGUUUUCAACCUUGAAAGAGCUGAGGCUUACUAAUUUGCCAAAACUAAAGGGAUGGUGUAAAGAUAAUUCAUGUGAAAAUGCUACAUUUAGUUGUCUUUCUAGAUUGGUGGUUGAGGAUUGUCCUUGUCUCAUUUCCAUGCCUCUGUUUCCAUGUUUAGAAGAAUUACUAGUGCUCAAAAACACAAGUUGGAAGCCAUUCAAACGAACUGUGACAACAGCAACAGAAGAGAAAAGAGCUCUAACAUCUCAAUUGGAAGUGUCAUCAUCAUCACCAUCUAGUACUCUCACCAAGAGCAAGUCGCGGAGAAGCCCUCGCCGAACAAAGUCAUUAAAUAUGAAACCAAAAUCACCUUCUUUUAAAAAAGUUUCUCGACCAAAACCAGUUUCUUCCACAGUUGCUCUUGACUCCACAUUGAAGACACCAGUUCCAGCUCCACAGAAUAUUUCAUCAACAGCAAUAGUCACUCCUCUCUCGAAAUUGAGGACACUACAUAUCAUUGACAUGCCCAAUUCUGAUCCAAAUAUGUGGAAGUCCCUUCACAGCCUCCGCUCUGUGACAUUGGAUAAUGUUGCUGACAUAAAUGAUUAUCUUAAAGGAGGGCUUAGACAAGUAACCAGCCUGCAACAACUCCAUAUUUUGCGCUGUUAUAAUUUAGUGGAAAUCGAAAGUUGGAUCGAUGACUUCAAAACUCUCAGCAAAAUUUCAAUCAAAUUAUGUCCCCAGUUAAGAAUACCACAUGAUAGAAUUGAUCUCAUCACUUCCUCAAAUGUGAAGGUUGAGCACUGCCCUCGAGUUACUCACAUUGAAAGAGUACUUCAAGAUCAGUUACACAUGGUAGUUUGA